Heterotrigona itama is the source of this 2775-nucleotide messenger RNA. Lineage: Eukaryota; Metazoa; Arthropoda; Insecta; Hymenoptera; Apidae. The record is from the annotation of a GenBank genome assembly.
AUGGAUAACGUUGCAAUGGCAGAGUGUUUAACUCUUGAAUUUGGCCCUUUCGAAACUGUCCAUCGCUGGCAACGUAUGCCAGAAUGCGACGAAUUUGUUGGAGCCAGAAGUUCACUGUAUUGUAUUAUACACAGGCGAAGCAAACAUACUGUUGUAGCAUACAAAGAUGCAAUCUAUGUAUUUGGUGGUGACAAUGGUAAAAGAAUGUUGGAUGAUUUAUUGAGAUUUGAUGUGAAAGAAAAGUCUUGGGGACGUGCAUUUGCAACAGGAACACCUCCUGCUCCAAGAUAUCAUCAUUCUGCAGUUGUGCAUGACUCUUCUAUGUUUGUAUUUGGUGGUUACACCGGUGACAUACAUUCCAAUUCGAAUCUUACUAAUAAAAAUGAUUUAUUUGAGUACCGAUUUCAAACUGGCCAAUGGACAGAGUGGAAAUUUAUUGGGAAAACUCCUGUAGCUAGAUCUGCACAUGGAGCUGCUGUCUAUGAUAACAAGUUGUGGAUAUUUGCUGGUUAUGAUGGUAAUGCAAGAUUAAAUGACAUGUGGACAAUAUCAUUAUUACCUGGAGAACCAAGAGUAUGGGAAGAGGUUGUUCAGUCUGGUGAUUGUCCACCAACCUGUUGUAAUUUUCCUGUUGCAGUAGCACGUGAAUGCAUGUUUGUAUUUAGUGGCCAAAGUGGAGCUAAGAUUACAAAUAGUCUCUUUCAAUUCCAUUUUCAAGAAAAGCGAUGGACGCGAAUUUCAACGGAACAUAUACUUCGUGGUGCCCCGCCUCCGCCUGCGCGACGAUAUGGUCACACCAUGGUCAGCUUUGAUAGACAUCUUUACGUGUUUGGUGGUGCAGCUGAUUCUACGUUACCCAACGAUCUUCAUUGCUACGAUCUCGAUACGCAAACAUGGAAUAUUAUUUUACCAUCGGCUGACAGCCAAGUUCCUUCUGGUCGAUUGUUUCAUGCAGCGGCAGUAAUUGGGGAAGCGAUGUUCAUUUUCGGUGGAACAGUUGAUAACAAUGUCCGAUCCGGAGAAACAUAUCGAUUCCAAUUUUCAUCGUAUCCAAAAUGUACUUUGCACGAUGAUUUCGGAAGACUGUUGAACGGACGUCUUUUCUGUGAUGUAGAAUUUAUAGUAGGUGAUACAGAAGCCAAAAUACCCGCUCACAUAGCUAUCGUAGCGGCUCGUUCACAGUUUCUUAGGACGCGCAUUAGACAAGCUCGAGAAAAACGAGAUAGUCAUUUAGAAGAAGUAUUUGGAACUGUGGAUGUACCGAUCAAAGAUAUGCCAUUGUUAGAAGUAAGACUGACAGAUGCUGUACCAGAGGCAUUUGAAAUGGUUCUGAAUUAUAUUUACACCGAUCGCAUCGAUCCAACAAGAAGAAGCGAAGACGGAUUAAAUAAUCGUGCUGAAGAUCCAUUAAGCAAUCGAAUCGUGCUUCUUAUGAUGGAUGUUUAUCGCUUAGCUUUGCAAUUCAACAUGAAACGAUUAGAGCAGUUAUGUGUCCAAUAUUUGAAGGCGACUAUAAGCAACGCUAACGUUUUGAAAGCGUUGCAUAAUGCCGCUUCCUUAAAUUUAUAUUUUAUAAAGGAGUUCUGCUUAAGUUUUAUCGUGAAGGAAAUCAAUUACAAUCAGAUUGUGAUGAGCAAGGAAUUCGAGACUUUAGAUCAACCUUUGAUGGUAGAAAUUAUCAGGAAAAGACAGAUGCCUCAAAGAGGUGUAUUUCUUAAACACUGUGAUCUUAUUACAGGCUCGACAUUGGAAGAGGAUAUGGAGGCAUUUCUUAAAAGUGUUGGCAGAGAAUUCUGUGAUAUAACGCUCAUGUUAGAUGGUGUGCCAAUUCCGGCUCAUAAGGCUAUUCUUGCGGCACGGUGUGGCUAUUUUGAGGGAAUGUUCCGAUCUUUUAUGCCUGAAAAUAAUACAGUGAACGUACAAAUUGGUGAAAUGGUUCCAUCUUCCGAGUCAUUCGACUCUUUGUUAAGGUACAUUUAUUACGCGGACGUUUCAAUGCCGCCUGAAGACUCGUUAUACUUAUUUACCGCACCAGUUUUUUAUGGUUUUACGAAUAAUCGAUUACAAGCGUUUUGCAAGCAGAAUCUCGAGAUGAAUGUCACGUUUGAAAACGUUAUACAGAUCUUAGAAGCUGCGGAUAGAAUGCAAGCUGUUGAUAUGAAGAAAUAUGCGUUGAAUCUCAUUGUGCAUCAUUUUCCGAAGGUUGCGAGGCUACCAAGAUUAAAGCAAUUAAGUCGCGAACUUUUAUUGGAUAUUUUGGAAGCACUGGCUGAUGAACGCAGCGAGGCACGAACAUGCCAGGACAUGGCGAAUGAUUGCUGACGGAUCUCCAGCUCGCACCGUUGUUCCCAUAGCUGGGAUUUGCCUUCGCCCUCGAGCUUCCAACCCGGAACGGGUUUUCAAGACUACGAAGCGAUGGCAAAAUUGAAAUUCCACGUUCACGAACGACACGUGAGCUCAUCGAACGAGACUGUAAAGUAUUUUUAUUCAAUCAUGUGCAUCGUUUAUACUACAUAAAAAAAAAAGAAUCAUCAAUCAAUGCUAUAUAAAUAUGUAUAUGAAAUCUUUCCCAAUGUAACAUAAUUUAUUGGGUACAGAUACAAGUUCGUCGUACAGAAUGUGUCUAAGUUUCCUUUUUUCUUUAUCAUCCUAUUUCCUUUAUUUUAAUAGAAUGGAUAAAGUAGCGAAUCUUAAUAAUUAGUAUUACGCGGAAUGAAAUAUAAAGUUGUAAUGAGACAAAACACAAUGCACAAAUUUUCAAAAAUACUUAUACCC